AUGUAUUUGUUUUUGAAUUCGGCGAGACGAACGCUUGCAUCUCGAUGGAUCUGCCAAUCAUGCCGUGGUAUCAAACAUGCUUCAACAAACACAGCCUCAUAUACGCCUCCUGAACCGUCGAAAGCUGCCCAAGACCUUCGAAACGGCGGACCGGCUAGAACACGAUUUGCUCCGUCUCCUACUGGAUAUCUCCAUCUUGGGUCGUUAAGGACUGCUUUAUUCAAUUAUCUUGUUGCAAAAGCAACUGGUGGGCAGUUUCUUUUGAGAAUCGAAGAUACUGAUCAGAAGAGGAUAGUACCCGGUGCUGAAGAAAGGCUGUAUAAAGACUUGGAAUGGGCGGGAAUAGAGUGGGAUGAAGGUCCUUUGAAUCUGUUCUCAAUUUAUAUUGCUUCAUACUCACAUUUUGCUAGGUCCAAGAAUAGGGGGUCCAUACGGCCCAUACGUACAGCCAUAUACAGAUUACACAUAGAGCAAUUACUAGAAUCCGGUAACGCAUACCGAUGUUUCUGCUCUCCCGAACGCCUACAUGCCCUCGCCGAGCACCGACAAAGUCAUGGAAACGCUCCGGAUUAUGAUAGGAAUUGUGCACAUAUUCCAAAAGAGCACUCAGAUGACCGAGCUGCUAAGGGAGAGGCUCAUGUUGUCAGACUAAAGGCACCAGACAAAUACCCUGUGUACAACGACUUGGUGUAUGGUUUAGUUCGGCAGAGUAUUGAUUACAAGCAGAAAAUGCUUCACGAACAGUACGAUGAUCCAAUCCUGCUCAAGUCUGAUGGAUUUCCAACCUAUCAUUUGGCAAAUGUGGUUGAUGACCAUCUUAUGAAAAUCACCCAUGUGAUUCGAGGCUCAGAAUGGAUGUCAUCUACGCCGAAACAUCUUGCAAUGUACAAAGCCUUCGGGUGGGAGCCUCCAAAGUUCGCUCAUGUCAGUCUGCUCGUCGACAAGACCGGCGCAAAACUGAGUAAGAGAACCGGUUCCGUCGAGCUAGCAGAAUGGCGAGACAAGGAAGGGGUAUUCCCCGAGGUUCUGAACAACUUCGUUUCGCUUCUCGGGUGGUCUCACAGUGAAAAGCACGAUGUUAUGAAUAUGGAAGAACUGAUCAGAACUGCGAGUCUGAAGUUUACCAAAGGCGACACAAUAGUAGCUUUUGAAAAACUAUGGUUCCUCCAAAGAAGACACGCUUCCCGCUACGCCUCCAUUCCCCCUUCAACACCCUACAAUCCCCGUCACGAUAUGAACAAACUCGCCCUACCGCUCCUGCUCAAGCACAUUUCAGAGCGCCCAGACCUCCUAGAAGGCCCUCCUCCGACGGAAGAUUUCGUCCGCUCCCUCCUCUGGGCAGACGCCAUAAAUUACACGACGCCCUCCGAAUUCAUCACCCGCAACAUCAGCUUCUUCAGCCCCCCCACCUCAACAAACCUCCACGACACCCUCCCCGCUCUAAGACUGCGCAACAUCCCCGCGCGCGCAAACUCCAUCAUCCCCGCCUCAUUCGCCACAGAAUUUGACUCCUUAUCCCGCAUCGAGAAUUGGAGCGCCGUAAAGCUCAAAGCGUGGACGGAAACGUUGGUGCAGAAACAGAUAUGGCAAAGCCUGGAUGAGGCGGGCAGCGAUGAGGAGAACUUGGAGGGCUUGUUUAAAAAGGCGUGGAGCAGGGCCGUGCAUGGGUAUAUUCGCUGGGCGAUAGCGGCGGGGCACCCGGGCCCCGACGGCGUUAUUAGUAUGGGGAUUCUUGGGAAGGAGGAGACGCUUAGGAGGUUCGAGUUGGCGAAGGAGGUUAUGAUGGCGGUUAAGGACGAUGGUGCGGAUAUGGCGAUGGCGAUGAGUGAGCCUGUGCCGGGAAGAAAGGCGCCGGAUAGAGAGGUGGAGUCUGAGGCUGCUUUAGAGCAGGAGACUGGUGUGAGUGACGGUGGGGAUGGGCGUGGAGGGAGUGGUGGAGAUUAG
Messenger RNA from Lachnellula hyalina, 1944 nucleotides. It is a transcript of the gene MSE1, whose product is annotated as Glutamate--tRNA ligase, mitochondrial. The coding region runs from base 1 to 1944 and encodes 647 amino acids. Gene Ontology annotation, molecular function: tRNA binding; ATP binding; glutamate-tRNA ligase activity. Gene Ontology annotation, biological process: glutamyl-tRNA aminoacylation. Lineage: Eukaryota; Fungi; Ascomycota; Leotiomycetes; Helotiales; Lachnaceae. The transcript is spliced from 5 exons. The record is from RefSeq and is a predicted model, not a curated record.